AUGGUGGUGGUGGUGGUGAUGAUGAUGAUGAUGAUGUUUUAUAUCACCACGAUGAAAUUGAAAGACGUUCAAAGGCUGUGUUUGGUCUUUUCUUCAGGCUACGAAGGGACAGGCUCGGUCCUAAUGUCUCCGGUCCCGCAUCAAAUCCUGCCCUACAUGAACGUGGGCACCUUGUCCCGGACUGAGCUGCAGCUUCUGAACCAGCUCCACUGUCGGCGGAAAAGGAGACACCGCACCAUCUUCACAGACGAACAACUGGAGGCGCUGGAAAACUUGUUCCAGGAAACCAAAUACCCCGAUGUGGGCACCAGGGAACAGCUGGCCAGAAGGGUACAUUUACGGGAGGAAAAAGUGGAGGUUUGGUUCAAGAACCGCCGGGCAAAAUGGCGGCGGCAAAAGAGAUCUUCUUCAGAGGAGUCAGAAAAUGCUCAAAAAUGGAAUAAAACUUCCAAGACAUCCCCAGAGAAGCAACAAGAAGAAAGCAAAAGCGAUUUGGACUCCGACAGCUGAUGUAUUUGACACUCACAGACGUGCCCAGAGAAGUUGCCGGUGGGGCUGGACUAGAUUUCUCUGGGCCACUUGCACGAGGAGAUGCUCGCAGCUCUUGCACAGACUCUGCCUUUGUGGGGAGAGGGAGGAGGGACCAUAGAUCUAUCUGUAUAUAAUGUACACAAUUGCUCGGAGUCAACACUUUGAA
Messenger RNA from Python bivittatus (Burmese python), 697 nucleotides. The record is from RefSeq and is a predicted model, not a curated record. Lineage: Eukaryota; Metazoa; Chordata; Lepidosauria; Squamata; Pythonidae.